AUGCCCGCUGUAACAUCUGGCAAGGUCCUCGUCACCGGAGUGAACGGCUUCGUCGCUGUCUGGGUCGCCAAGACGCUCCUCGACGCCGGCUUCUCCGUGCGCGGCACCGUCCGCUCGGAGAGCAAGGCGGGCCACCUCCGCACGCUCUUCGCCUCCGCGGGCGACAAGUUCGAGGUUGUCAUCGUCGAUGACAUCACCAAGGAAGGCGCAUUCGACGCGUACGUCGGUGACGUCGUCGCGAUCGCGCACACUGCUUCGCCCUUCCACCUGAAGGCUGUCGAGCCCGACGAACUCAUCGUCCCCGCCUUGCAGGGCACGCUCAGCGUCCUGCGCUCCGCGCGCGCGCACGCGCCCAACCUGCGCCGCGUGAUCGUGCUGUCCUCGGUCGCCGCCGUCGUCCGCAAGAACCCGAACCCGGCGGAGACGCUCGUGCUCGACGAGGCGAGCUGGAAUGAGGAGGACAUCGUGACGGUGCGCGAGCAGGGCGCGGCCGCUCCUGCGGUCGCGAAGUACACCGCGAGCAAGACCCUUGCGGAGCGCGCGGCCUGGGACUUUGUCGAGAAGGAGAAGGCGGCGGGCGGGCUGGGCUGGGAUCUGGUGACGCUGUGCCCGCCCUAUGUGUUCGGGCCGGUCCUGCACGAGGUGGCGAAGCCGGAGCUCCUGAACACCUCUGCGCAGCUCUGGUACUUUGUGGUGGUGAAGAGCAUGUUCGACAACGAGACGCUCGCGACCAACGGGGGAUCGUACGUGGACGUGCGGGACAUCGCGCAGACGCAUGUGCAGGCGCUUCUGAAGCCUGAGGCUGCUGGCAACCGUUUCCUGGUCAGCUCAAGAGAGUUCAAGUUCCAGGACUUCGUGUCCGCCGCCCACAAGAUCGAGCCUACGCUGCCCGCAGGCAACACCUCUUACGACCCGUCGCAGGCAAAGUUCGAAGUUGCGUACGACAACACCAGGGUGAAGACGGUGCUUGGCGUCAAGUUCCGCGCGAUGGAAGAGACGACGAAGGACACGCUCGAGGACUUCAAGGUGCACGGGUGGCUGUAG
Molecule: messenger RNA, 1044 nt
Organism: Trametes versicolor FP-101664 SS1
Lineage: Eukaryota; Fungi; Basidiomycota; Agaricomycetes; Polyporales; Polyporaceae
Product: NAD-P-binding protein
Exons: 4
Coding region: 1-1044 (347 amino acids)
Molecular function (GO): oxidoreductase activity, acting on the CH-OH group of donors, NAD or NADP as acceptor
Source: RefSeq, a predicted model, not a curated record